UGACACUAAUGCCAGCGAUGAAUGUGUGUAAAACUAUGAACACAACUGUAGCUACCACUUGUGGCGCACAUGUGUAGCUACUAUCAUGACGAAGUGUAAUUUUCGACAGAACGUAAACGCAGCACCCCGCUCAGGCAGACAGAUGUCGUCAACUCUCCACCGUCGGAUUCGCGGGAGGAGGGAUCUAAAUCUGAACUCCUGGAUCUAAAUGACGCUGACUACCGAAGUGGAUAUUUCCUUUACCAAAGAUGUACAGAAAUCAAGGCAGCAGGUCCAACAGACGUAACUUUCUGUCACACUUUGGCGGUGCCUGCUCUCUCUCAGACGCACAGUAACGAGGAGCUAUUUGAGAGCGAAGUUUUUUUUCCCCUUUCUCUUCUCCUGGAGAAGAAGGAGUUCUCGGUCGGUCCGUUUGGAGUAAACUCCAUCCAUGCUCGGCUUGGCGAGGAGAGGAUCCACGGGGAUUUGUUCAUCCCGGGUCGACUAAGAGCAGCUAGGAGACGUGAAGUGAGAGUCAGACGGAGUAAAAAGUCCUACGGUGGAUUUGAGCCGAAGUUAUGAAAAUGACCGGCGCUAUGGAAACUUCCUUUAGGCAGGCUUUGAAGAAGCCGCCCUCGCUGCGGACGGCGGAGGACCUGCAUACCAUCUACUGCCACCUCUACCACAUGGAUGUUCUCUCACACCUUAGAGAACACCAGCUAAGGUCGAUGUGCACGUCUGCCAGGUAUGAAAAACAUGAGGCUAACCACGUCCUGUUCUACCCAGACACCAUUGCUACCUGUUGGUACAUCCUGCUCUCAGGAUCAGUCUUCGUCAAGGAGCACAUGUACCUGGCAAGGUGCUGUUUUGGUAAGCAGCUGGGAGGUAGACGAGGCUGUGAAUGCAUCACUUUGGAGCCAUCAGAAAUGAUCGUGGUGGAUAACGGCAGCGAGGGGGACGACAGCUUCUUGCAGAGGGAGGGUUCCCAACGGCGGUCCAGACGGCGCUUCAGAAGGGUCAACCCCAGGGGAGAGCGGGAACUGAUCACAGACGGCCAAGACCCCGCCAGCUACAACACGGAUUAUGUCAACAACCAGCUUCCUGCCGAUCUCAAUAAGAUGCACCUAACAGACCAUGCCCACCAGCAGGUGAUGCACAUGCCGCCCAGCCAGUCAGGAUGCAGCAUCGCCAGUGACUCGGGUAGCAGCAGCCUUUCAGAUAUUUACCAGGCCACAGAGAGUGAUUUGGGGGAUGUCGACCUAUCUGGACUUCCAGAGGCUGCAGUGGACAGUGAAGAGGAGGAGGAGGAAGAUGAGGACCUGGAGAGAGCUUCAGACACUCUCCUAGGCCGAGAUCUGGUCCGAGAGUGUCUAGAAAAAGAUCCUGUCGACCGCAAUGACGACGACAUCGAGCAACUGUUGGAGUUCAUGCACCAGCUGCCUGCCUUUGCCAACAUGACCAUGUCCGUGCGGAGGGACUUGUGUAGCGUCAUGAUGUUCGAAGUGGUGGAGCAGGCCGGUACAGUCAUACUGCACGACAAACAGGAGCUGGACCACUGGUAUGUCAUUCUGAACGGAGCAGUCGAAAUUAGCCAUCACGAUGGGAGAAUGGAGACUCUUUGUAUGGGCAACAGCUUCGGCAUCUCACCCACACUGGAUAAGCAGUACAUGAAUGGAGAGGUUCGCACCAAAGGGGAUGAUUGCCAGUUUGUCUGCAUCGCCCAGGAGGACUACUGGCGCAUCCUCAACCAUGUGGAGAGGAAUACGCACAAGGUGGAAGAAGAGGGGGAGAUUGUGAUGGUGAAGGAACACCGGGAGCUGGACCGCAGCGGGACCAGGAAAGGACACAUUGUCAUCAAGGGAACACCCGAGCGUCUGAUCAUGCACCUGGUGGAGGAACCGUCGGUGGUCGACCCCACCUACAUCGAAGACUUCCUCCUGACCUACAGGACAUUCCUUUCAAGUCCCAUGGAGGUUGGCAAGAAGCUGCUGGAGUGGUUCCAGAUGGACAGCCUUCGUGACACGGUAACGAGAAUAGUGCUGCUGUGGGUCAACAACCACUUCAACGACUUCGAGGGUGACCCGGCUAUGACGCGCUUCUUGGAGGACUUCGAGAAACAUCUAGAAGCCACAAAAAUGAAGGGCCAUUUGAGGCUGCUGAACAUAGCAUGUGCAGCCAAGGCUAAGUGGAGACAGAUCACUCUGCAGAAGGCAUCUAGGGAAUCACCGCUCCACUUCAGCGUGCAGGGCGGCAGUGAGAGAGGAUUUGGCAUCUUUGUCGAGUCGGUGGAAGAAGGAAGCAAAGCUGCAGAAGCAGGACUCAAAAGGGGGGAUCAGAUCAUGGAGAUCAAUGGUCAGAAUUUUGAGAACAUCUCCCUCUCCAAAGCUGCAGACAUCCUUAGAAAUAACACGCACCUAUCCCUCACAGUUAAAACCAACAUCUUUGUCUUCAAAGAGCUCCUUAGCAGGGUCGCGCACGAGAAGAAGAAUGGCGGCCUUCACAUUCCCAAGAUCCAAGAGAAAAAAGGCAAUCGUUUCUCCAUCGCCGACCUUCCCGGAGACAUGGAGUUCCCCACUGACCACAAGGCCACCCGGAAAAUGAAAGCCAACACUGUGUCUGGAGGACGAAACAAGAUCAGGAAGAUGCUGGAGAAGACGCGAUUCAGUAUACUGCCACCUAAACCGUUCAGUGAUGGCGGCUUAGUUCAGUCUCAAGAUGACAGCAUUGUGGGUACAAAGCAGUGCCGUCACAGCGUGGCCAUCAUGCCCAUUCCUGGCAACCUAUCGUCAAGUAGCCCAGACCUGCUGCAGCCAGCAACCAGUGUCCUGGACUUCUCCAUCCCUGCAGACAUCCCAGACCAGGUAAUUCGAGUGUUCAAGGCCGACCAGCAGAGCUGCUACAUAAUCAUCAGUAAGGACACUACUGCCAAGGAUGUCGUCGCGCACACUGUCAAUGAGUUUGGACUCGUCGCGGCACCCGAGACCUACUCCCUGUGCGAGGUAUCGAUUAGCCCAGAGGGAGUCAUAAAACAGCGCCGCCUGCCUGAUCAGCUCUCCAAACUGGCUGAUCGAAUUCAGCUUAACGGAAGGUAUUACCUGAAGAACAACAUGGAGACGGAGACGCUGUGUUCAGACGAGGACGCCCAGGAUCUCCUCAGAGAAAGUCAAAUCUCACUUCUGCAGCUGAGCACCAUGGAGGUUGCGGCCCAGCUCUCCAUGAGAGACUUUGAGCUCUUCAGGAACAUCGAGUCCACAGAGUACGUGGAUGACUUGUUUAAACUAGACUCCUCUGUGGGAAGUGGCAAUCUGAAACAGUUUGAGGAGGUGAUAAACCAGGAGACCUUCUGGGUGGCCACAGAGAUCUUGAAGGAGCCCAACACUCUGAAAAGGAUGAAAACCAUCAAACACUUCAUCAAGAUCGCCCUUCACUGCAGAGAGUGCAAGAACUUCAACUCCAUGUUCGCUAUUAUCAGCGGACUGAACCUGGCACCGGUGGCUCGACUGCGGAGUUCCUGGGAAAAAUUGCCCAGUAAGUACGAGAAGCUCUUUGGGGACCUGCAAGAUCUCUUCGACCCAUCCAGGAACAUGGCCAAGUACCGAAACGUGCUGAGCAGCCAGAGCAUGCAGCCGCCCAUCAUCCCGCUGUUCCCAGUGGUCAAGAAGGACCUCACCUUCUUACAUGAAGGCAAUGACUCAAGUGUUGAUGGCCUUGUGAACUUUGAGAAGCUGAGGAUGAUCGCGAAGGAGAUCAGACAUGUGGUGCGGAUGACCUCAGCCAAUAUGGACCCUGCCCUCAUGUUUAGGCAAAGGAAGAAGAGGUGGAAGAGUUUAGGGUCUUUGAGUCAGGGCAGCACUAAUUCCAAUAUGCUGGACGUGCAAGGCGGAGCGCACAAGAAGAGAGUACGCCGAAGCUCGCUCCUCAAUGCUAAGAAGCUGUACGAAGACGCUCAGAUGGCCAGAAAGGUGAAGCAGUACCUCUCCAACCUCACAGUGGAGACAGAUGAGGAGAAACACCAGAUCAUGUCCCUGCAGUGCGAGCCGUCUUACAACACUUUGUCUAAGAAUUUGAAUGAGAGGCGAUCCACUAAGUCGGAUAUGUCUCCAGUCUCGCUGCGGUCAACUCUGCCCUCCGGAAAAACACAAAACAGGGUGUCACAAGUCCUACAGGUCCAGGUCCCACUGAACCCUCUACGAAAGAAGAGCACUGCCAAGGACAUAGCCUCACUUAAUUCCAACUCACCUCAGGUGGUUAAGAAACCACCAGUGAACUCGUCAGAGGAGUGGAGCACAAAGAGAACAUGUGACGACACAGUUUCCACCAUCUCCUCUCUUCACUCGAGCCCCACGGUGUCGCCUCAGGGCUCCCCGCGCAAAGUGGGAGGUGUGGCAAAGUCCCAGAACUCCAGCCAGAUGAACUUGUCAGGAUCUUCAUCGUCGCUGACCAGCGAAGCUAGCUCAAAGGCCACCGUCAGUCUGCGCAGCUACGGCAUAGGUUAUGCCCUCCUACCGCCCGGUAAAGCUGACAACCUGUCGGACUCGAGUCACAGCGAGAUCUCCUCCCGCUCCAGUAUCUGUUCGGUCGACUCUGUGCCCGCUCCUGGGCCUGAUGACCGAUGUAAUAGCAGCAGCAACAGGACCUGUACGACUACUACUGCCACUAUUCCUACUACGACGUCUCCUGCAAUAGCUACUGCGGUUCCUGAGAGCGCAGCAGGAAUGCUUUCCCACGUAAAUGCUGAUUACAGCCAGCCCAGCACAAGCGGUUCCUCGUCAGCUCGGGGAUACCAAACGCGAGUCUCCACCUUCACCUCUUCCAUCUCGACAGAGGAGCUGACCCACGACCACACCUCUCUGGACUCAGUGGCCGACAGCGGGCGCGGCAGCUGGACGUCCUGCUCCUCCAACUCCCACGACUCCUUCCAGAGCCUCCCCGCCUCCUCCUGCCGGCCCUGGGACCACGGCAUCCACGGCCACCCGCUUGCUCUUUCCCACUUCAAGCACAUGCAGAUGACCCGGCCCAUAGCGGAGGCCGAGGCUGCCGGGCCCAUGUGGGCGAGCGACGGCGGUGCCAGGCAGCACUCCAGAGACUCGAGUUCAGAUCUGUCCAAUCAGUGCCGGCAGAGCUGGGCGUCGUCCGGCUCGCUCUCGGACACCUACGAGGGGAAUUACGGGACGAUAAAGCGGCGAAACACUUCGGAGCACCCCUCCUCACCAGCCAAAGAGGAAGGAGGGCAAAGCACAGACCCUGCCUACAAAACGGUGACAUCAAGCACAGAGAAGGGCCUGAUAGUGUAUUGUGUCACCUCCCCUGCCAAGGAUGAGCGUUACCGAGCUCCCCCUCCCACCCCUCCAGGCUACCAGGGCCUGGCCCUGGGGGACCUCGGCCUCGCAGACGGAGUAAUAGGUGGGCCAGGAGGGCACGUCCCCAGGCCUCCUCACCUCAAACCUCCGGACUACAGCGUGGCGUUGCAGAGGAGCAAACUCCUGCAGAGCCCCGGAGCUGCCGGCAGUCUGGCUGAGGCACGCAGGCUGGCGAGUAACCUUCACCUCCAACACCAAGACGCACGGACAGCCGGGUCCACGCCGGGCCACUCCAGACCGCCAAGCAUCUGCCACCCGCCACAGGAUCUGGCUGACAGUGAGGAUGAUGAGCAAGUCUCAGCGGUGUAACGGCGUUGUUGUCGUGUCGAUCUGGCUUUGGACUAAGCCAGUCAGCUGGUUGCCGUCAACUGUCAGAGCACAUUGUCCGAGCCCCUCCCAAGGCCCCUUGUGGCAUCACUGCAGACCACUCGUGAACCUGGCCAGUCACUCAGGUGACCCCUGUCCAACUCCCGGGACUCACACAAGCACCUCUUUUUAAACUCGUUUCAGAAAUCAAAAGAAGAAAACAGAGACUUUGGAUACUUUUUAAAAACUCUGUACAAAGCAGAAAGGCGCUGUGAUGGGAUCACGCCGCCGUAGAUAGACUUAAAAAAACCCAACAAAAUAAAAGAAGGAAAGAGCGACAAUAAGGACGCGUCAUGCGAAGAAGUCAGCCUCCUCAGAAACAGACCGUGUACCUCCAUUUUGCGCUUCAAGCUCACUUUUCGUGUUGUUGUUUUUUCUUUAAAUUAAAAUCUUGUACAGUGGUUUAUAUUAAUUUUUUUUGUAAAAGUGUUAAUUUUUCUUCUUUCAGUUGCAUCUCUGAGCUUUUAUGUGAGGAUGGUGAAGACAAAAAGGGAUGGAAAGUAGUCAGCAGCGUCGUGGACAAACAUGAACUCACGGGGGUGUUUUCUUUCUUUUUCUUUUUUUUUUUUUUGUGGUUCUUCUCAUUUUAUUUUGACGUUUGCAAGAUUGUCGUCCGCUCCAAUGGAGAUGAAUGUGAAACAAAGAGACAAGCCCUGGCACUGAUGAUAUUAAUUUACACAGGUGACACCAGAUCCCACGCGAACAAAGCAAAUGCACAAAAAAAACGAAAAAAAUACACAGAACAGUUGCAGUACUUAAACUUCGACUGCAUCGGAGGUCAGAAAAGCCCCUCAGGAGCCCGUUGCCUUUUUCUUUCCCACGCUCCCUCCUUAGGUGGUGACAAAUGAGAAAUCAAACCCGCGGAACAACAGAAGGCACGUCUGUUUAUGUUUAGCGCUUAUUGUAGUUUGCUGAGCUUUACAGGGGGAAAAAAAAGACAAACUGCAGAUCUCAGGCAGUUCCCCGUGGCUCCGUGUUGCGUUCCCCACCGCCAGCCGCUUCUCUUACUGCUUGUUUAGUCUGUCGCGAGGUACUUUAGCGGCAUGCUGCCUCCUGGAUGUUCUAUAAAAACUGUAUCAUAACUUGAUUUUAAUGAGCUGAAGAACAAAUGACUUGCUGCUUACCGUAGAAUAAUAAAAAUGUGUUGUUAUUUAAUUGCAGCAGCUAUAAUAAAAUGAUAAAUUAGCACUGUGUGGCCACACGAUGUGCAUGCAUAUAUACAUAUAUAUAUACACACACACACACACCAAAAUCACGCUGGUGUGCAUAAAGACAGUGUUUACACCAGUGCUUACACAUUUUGUUUACAGUGUUUAUUAGACUAGUUGUCUAUUGAAUUACACGCUGAGUGUUAGUGCAAACACUCCAGGUUCGGCCGACCUUGUAAAUGUGUUAAUAAUGCAGCAGGAAUAUGCAGAUGCAGCAUAAAUUUGGAUUAUGUGCUCACAGUGUACCUCUCAUCUCUUUGUUUUGUUUUUUUGUUUUCUUCCUAUUUAAAAGCGCGAGCGUCACAAACAAGUCGGCGGAUAUUUUAAGGCGUAGCUCGCACCUCCAUUCUGUGUCCAUAGUGUGUUUUGUAGACUAUUUAAAGAGGAUGUGCUUGAAAAUUGUCUAUUUGUAUUGAAAACAAGAAGCAAAUUUGUACAUGCAAACGAAAAAUGUUUUGAUUUUUUUCCAUUUGUACUUUGAUUUUUUUCUUCCGCAGUUCGGCAGGGGUGUAACUGGAAUUAGAUGCUCUUCUCCUUCGGCUGUUUGUCGCGCGCUCUGUGACGCUUCUUUUGUUUUUGCCACACAAAGACUUGAAAUGAUUGAUGCUAAUAUAUAUAUAUA
Messenger RNA from Oreochromis aureus, 7535 nucleotides. Its product is annotated as Rap guanine nucleotide exchange factor (GEF) 6. Gene Ontology annotation, biological process: Ras protein signal transduction; positive regulation of ERK1 and ERK2 cascade; positive regulation of GTPase activity. Lineage: Eukaryota; Metazoa; Chordata; Actinopteri; Cichliformes; Cichlidae. The coding region runs from base 558 to 5648 and encodes 1696 amino acids. Gene Ontology annotation, cellular component: plasma membrane; apical plasma membrane; endocytic vesicle. The record is from RefSeq and is a predicted model, not a curated record. Gene Ontology annotation, molecular function: protein binding; guanyl-nucleotide exchange factor activity. The transcript has 32 exons.